This is a messenger RNA of Lucilia cuprina (Australian sheep blowfly), 1520 nucleotides long. RefSeq names its product stress response protein nst1. The coding region runs from base 161 to 1399 and encodes 412 amino acids. Gene Ontology annotation, molecular function: transcription coregulator activity. The transcript is spliced from 6 exons. The record is from RefSeq and is a predicted model, not a curated record. Gene Ontology annotation, biological process: regulation of transcription by RNA polymerase II. Gene Ontology annotation, cellular component: transcription regulator complex. Lineage: Eukaryota; Metazoa; Arthropoda; Insecta; Diptera; Calliphoridae.
GUUAUUGUUUAUCGGCGUAGGUCUCUGGGAACAGCUGCUGAGUUUACAGAAAUUUUACAAAUUUUGCAGUUCUUUAAAAAAGAAGAUUUAUUUUAUAUUAAUUUUGUUCAAUUUGUUUGAAAAAAUCGUCAAAAUUACGGAAAAAAAGUUUAACUCCAAAAUGCCGCCCGCUUCGGGGUCAAAUAGCACCACGAAUGCGGCGGUACAAGCAGCAGCGAAAGCGGAACGCGAAGAAAAACUUCGUGGAGCCCUAAAGUCAUUUAUACACAAGGAACGGCAAAGAAAAAAGGAGGAAUUUGAAGCUAAAUUAGAAGAAGACCGUUUGCGCAAAGAACGUGAGGCUCGAGAACGUCAAAAUGAUAUGACAUUGGAGGAGACUCGUGGCCAAAUUUCAAAAUUGGAAAAGAAAUUGAAUGACUUGCACAAGCAGAAGCAACAAUUAUUCCUGCAAUUAAAAAAAGUGCUUAAUGAAGAUGAAAAUCGCAAGAAACAACAAAAGGACAAUGAAAUGUAUGCAAUACAGGCCUUACAAGCUCAACAAGCAAGUGCACCACAACCACAAGUAUUUCUACCACCAGUUAGAGUGCAACAUCAUCAAAUGCCCAUUUUGACAAAGCCUCCAAGUAAUGCUCCCGUAAAAAGAGGUCGUAGUCCUUCGCCCACACAACAGGGAUAUUACAAAACAACAAAUUAUUCCCAGCCAAAGCAUGAAGAAGUCCGUCGUGGUGCUGAUUCUGCUAGAGUCUUAUGGAAUAAACCACAUACACAAUAUCAAACUCCGGGAACAUUAUUUUAUCAAACGACAAGCAAUGCGCCCCCUCCACAACCACCGCCAGAUGCCAGAGGUCCAACCAUUAUUUAUGGCCACUAUAAUUUACCACUACGUCAAGGUUAUCAUUUGGAGUUACCGCCUACAUCUGUGCCUGUUUCCAAAUCAGAUGUACCAGGACAAAAGCCUACGCAAGUAUAUCAUAUAAACUUGGAUUUGCCACCGAUUCCUCAGGCUGGUGGGAGCGGAGUUGGUGGAGUGUCAAGUGUUCAAUCACAGAAACCCCAAAUUACAAUGGAGAAAAUAUCGGAUCGCUAUCACGUUGAGGUCAAACACGAUGGACCUCCAACACAUGGUGGACCACCACCGCAUCAACUGCCCGAGGGUGUUGUUUACACUCCUCUAAUACCCAAUAUGCCUUUACAUCCCAAUGUUAUGCAAAUAAGUGGUGGCCCACAACAGGUAUAUAAUACCAAGCCCGGUACGAGCAUUACACAGGGUUAUGUCCCAGGUCGAAGUUCGACUGGUCAUGAUCCCCAACAGCUUUCACGGCAACAAAAUACGGUCAUGUCGGGACAACCUGGUCAACAGCCUCAACAACCAUUACAUUAUCCUCGUCGUAUGUUUUAAAUGAACCUGAAAAUGUCACCUUACCUUUUAGGACGUAGAGAAUUAAGUUAAUUUUUAAGUUGACAAUGCAUUGUAAUGUUAUUAAAAAUUAUUUUUUUUAAAUAUUUUUCAUAAAAAGCAU